Telopea speciosissima is the source of this 1381-nucleotide messenger RNA. Its product is annotated as MYG1 protein-like. Gene Ontology annotation, cellular component: nucleus; cytoplasm. The record is from RefSeq and is a predicted model, not a curated record. NCBI's taxonomy places the organism in Eukaryota, Viridiplantae, Streptophyta, Magnoliopsida, Proteales, Proteaceae.
GCCCGGGCCUUUUCGAAUCCAUUAGCCAAAGAGGCCUAUAGGCAGGCAGGUUAUGUUGUCGAUUAGUGGACUGAGCAGGAAGCUUUUACUCAUCCAAAAAUACAGCGGUGUCGCUCCUCUCAUGGCGACUCUGAGUAAUCCCAGGGUUUCUGCUUUCUCCGCUGGUUCUCCUGUCAGUACUUCUCCGAAGAGAGUUGGAACUCACAAUGGUAGUUUCCACUGUGAUGAAGCUCUUGGCUGUUUCAUGAUUCGUCUCACCGAUAAGUUUUCCUCUGCAGAAAUAGUACGAACCCGAGAUUCUCAGAUGUUGGAAACGCUUGAUGCGGUGCUUGAUGUUGGAGGCGUCUACGAUCCGAGCCGGGACCGUUAUGAUCAUCACCAGAAGGGUUUUGAUGAAGUUUUUGGUCAUGGCUUCACUACCAAGCUCAGUAGUGCUGGACUUGUGUAUAAGCAUUUUGGGAAGGAGAUAAUUGCAAAGGAGCUUCAAGCUGAUGAAGGACACCCAGAUGUACAUCGGUUGUUUCUAGCUAUCUAUAAAAGCUUUAUGGAGGCAAUUGAUGCUAUUGACAAUGGGGUUAAUCAGUAUGAUACAGACCAGCCGCCAAGAUUUGUGAAUAAUACCCACUUGUCUUCAAGAAUUGGAAAACUUAAUUUGGACUGGAUUGAUCCCGACCAAUCAGCUGAAAGGGAAAAUGAGGCCUUUAAACGCGCAAUGAAUCUGGCAGGCAGUGAAUUUUUAGAGAACGUUCAAUAUCAUGCGAGGUCAUGGUUACCAGCUCGAACGAUUGUCAUGGAGAGUCUUGCUGCAAGGAGAGAUAUUGACCCCAGUGGAGAAAUCAUGACAUUGAAUAGUUUUUGCCCUUGGAAGCUUCACUUAUUUGAGCUUGAGGAAGAGAUGAAGAUUGAUCCUCUAAUCAAAUAUGUUAUUUAUCAGGAUGAAAGGAGCAAAAGUUGGCGAGUGCAGGCAAUGGCAGUAUCUCCUGAUAAAUUUGAGAGCCGAAAGCCCCUCCCUUCUCAAUGGAGGGGUUUAAGGGAUGAUGAACUCUCCAAAGAAGCGGGUAUCUCUGGUUGCGUUUUUGUCCAUAUGAGUGGUUUUAUUGGAGGCAACACAAGUUACGAGGGUGCUUUGGCUAUGGCUAGAGCUUCUUUGAAGAUUUAAUCAGUGAAGAAUGAGCUGCAUGCGUUUAAGUAUUGAAAGCAAGUAUUAUCGUACCGUUUGAGCUGGAUGUCAUGACGACUGUUCUAUGGUAAUCUGACCUUUUUGGCACAUUUAAACAGCUGUCCAAGGACCAAGUUGGUCUGCUACAUUGGUUUGGUUCAGGUUUUUAGAUUUACUCUUCACAGAAUAUGUUGUUCAUUAACAAGGUAUGUAUCAUUUUUU